Cooperia oncophora is the source of this 318-nucleotide messenger RNA. NCBI's taxonomy places the organism in Eukaryota, Metazoa, Nematoda, Chromadorea, Rhabditida, Trichostrongylidae. The record is from the annotation of a GenBank genome assembly.
AUGGCGUACCUACAGCGCUUCGUGCUGGCAGCCAACAAAAGCGUCACGCGAGUGAGUCGGAGAAAUUUUGGUGGAGGAUGGAUCUGCGCAUCUCGAGAUUAUGACGGCUUCAAGCGAUCGUUGACUGAACCUUUGAGACACGCUGAGUCUUCUGGGCGGACGUUUCAGAACAUAUUCUUGUUCGCCUCAGUACCGUGCCUUUUGCUGGGUAUGUACGGAGCCUACGUCGACCACGCAGCGCGCAAGAAACGCGAACGACCGAAGUAUAUCGCCCUGACAAUAUCUGAAAUGUCACCGGACAGCGUAAGUGCGCGCUAG